UCACUGCCUGGCCGGCUCCAACACGCCAUGCUUCAUCAGCGCUGAGAGGAUCAGCCGCACAUGCCACUGGAAGACGCGCACACGAAGGCCAUCUGGCUGGGACAGCAUCAGACUCUCAAGGAAUCGCUGCUCACGGAUGUCCCGCACACCGCCGCUGCACAGCCGGAUUAACCUCACCACCCCAACACCAGACACACGCUCCUGCACACACCGCAACGAAAUCAGGUCUACACGGACGCGUGUGUGUAUGUGUGUGUACCAUUGUGCUCACCUCUUUGAGGCUAGUGGCCAGCGGAUGUAGCUUGGGGUCCUCGCUGAGGGCCUCGUACAGCAUGUCUGGUGAUUGCAGCUCAAUCAGCUCCCUGCACUCUUCAUCUUCGCGGUAAGAGGCCAGAAGAGGGUCGCCCGUCACUCCUCGGAUGGCAGCACACAAAUCUAUCACAUGGCCAAUGCGCAGCUGCUGGGUGGAGAUAAGGUCGUUGAGUCGAGAGAGCGCUUGGCUGCCGUCCUGAAGCAUCUCAAGCAACUGACCAGCAGACACCUCGCCCUGAUAGAGAGGGAGACGGACAUAAUCAAUCACAAGUGUCGACGUGUAUGUGUGUCGACUGACCUUGUGCAGCCUAAGUGCGACUUUCUCCAGGCCGUGCACCUUCCUCACGGCCUCGACAAUGUCAUGGUCAGCCAAGCCGCUCCCACCCCACAGCCCCCGCGCCCCCUCCCUCCCACGCCUC
This is a messenger RNA of Vitrella brassicaformis, 731 nucleotides long. Lineage: Eukaryota; Vitrellaceae. The record is from the annotation of a GenBank genome assembly.